AUGUGUUCCAUAGCGAUGCCAGCUGAGCUGCUUCUGGGGCAUAGCCCUCCAGUGUACAGCUCGUUGCUGUACAGUCCCUUAGUGGUAACAGCGCCGACGAUUACUAGCAGAUCGGUGCCACCCAGAAUAAGGCCGUGCUUGUCAUCCGGUUCCUUGGCUAUAGAUAGCAUUCGAAACAGCAGCGAUGGCGGGAGUAAUAAGCAGAAAAAAAGGGUUGUAUUCGCCGACGAUCGCGGCCGUCCUCUCACUCAGGUUCGAGUGAUGUCGGAACCCAGCAACGUGCCACCUUUGUGGAGUACAGCAUACCUGGCCGGAUUAACUGGACGGCUUUUAAAUUCGAAAAUCGAGAACGACCAGACGACAGAGCUGGUGUCACCUUGGCAGGUAACCUUCCCCCAACCAGCGAGCGAUUAUCUGACCUUUCGCCGGAAACUCGAUCAGGAGAACGUCAGCCUAGAGAAUGUGAUAGUUAGAGAAUCGGAACAGAGUCUAGUUGGCACCAUCAAGGUACGUAAUCUGGCUUACGACAAAGAAGUCGUGGUCAGGGCGAGCAACGAUUCUUGGAAGACACACGAGGACGUUCAUUGCACCUAUGUUGAACAACCUGGCUCUCCCGCACUGAUUCUGUAUGAUACCUUCCGGUUCCGGUUAACUCUGCCAGUGAAGUCCAACAUGAUAGAGUUCUGCGUGCGAUAUCGUACCGAUGGGAAGGAAUACUGGGACAACAAUGACGGAAAGAACUUCGUCGUUCGCAAAAAGUUGGAGCCACGAGCACCUGCCAAACGGUACGACAUCCUGACGACAACCUGCGACGGUUUCUCGAGCAACGGCAUGCGAGACAGUGUACCUCGAGUCGCAGACGCAACCAGGGCGAACGUGCGCACGUGGAGCGAGUUCGCCUCGUGGCAACACUUAACGAACGACGCCCCAUACUGGUGA
Heterotrigona itama is the source of this 939-nucleotide messenger RNA. The record is from the annotation of a GenBank genome assembly. NCBI's taxonomy places the organism in Eukaryota, Metazoa, Arthropoda, Insecta, Hymenoptera, Apidae.